This is a messenger RNA of Leucoraja erinaceus (little skate), 2642 nucleotides long. Its product is annotated as MAM and LDL-receptor class A domain-containing protein 1-like. The transcript is spliced from 5 exons. The record is from RefSeq and is a predicted model, not a curated record. NCBI's taxonomy places the organism in Eukaryota, Metazoa, Chordata, Chondrichthyes, Rajiformes, Rajidae. Gene Ontology annotation, cellular component: membrane. The coding region runs from base 1875 to 2642 and encodes 255 amino acids.
GUUCCCAAACCAAGCUGCGAUACACCCUGGCAGUAUGCUUUUUUAUGGUGCGUCUGUCGAAGUUUGCAAGAGUUAUUGGAGAAAUUCCAAAUUACCUCAGACUCCUGAUUGGUGUGCCUUCUAGGCUGUAGAUUCAAUGUGGUUGGUCCACGAAGGAUUUAAAUAAGGUUGGAGCCAAUGGAUUGAAAACAACAUAGAAUAACACAAAAUCUUGCCUUGCAAUUGUUAUGAUCAUGGCCGAUCAUCCAAAAUCAGAACCCCGUCCCCAUAUCCUUUUAUUCCCAUAGCUCAAAAACCUAAAGCUAACUCUCUCUUGAAAACAACCAGUGAAUUGGCCUCCACUGCCUUCUGUGGCAGAGAAUUCCACAGAUUCACAACUCUCUGGGUGAAAAAGGUUUUCCUCAUCUCAGUCCUAAAUCGCCUACCCCUUAUACUUAAACGGUGACCCCUAGUUCUGGACUCCCUCAAAAUUGGGAACAUUUUCCCUGCAUCUACCCUGUCCAAUCCUCUAAGAAUUGUAUAUGUUUCGAUAAGAUCUCCUCUUAUCCGUCUCAAUUCCAGCAAAUACAAGCCCAGUCGACCCAUUCUUUCAUCAUACGUCUUGGCUAAUGAUUGGCAAAGUCCACCCUGAAAAAUUUACAGGUGGCAACUGUGUUGCAAUGCAUUUAUGAACUUGAUACUCUAUGAACAGGACAUAGGAGCAAUCCUGCUCCUAACUUUUGUUUUGCAACAUUUAUUACUGUAAGAUAGAUUUUUUCCGUCUGUAUACCUGCGGAAGUUACUUAAUUGGAAACUAAAGAUACGGUGCUCUUUCUUUUAAGAUAUUAAUUUCAUACUUGACCACACGAUGGACAUAUGCAAAUUCAAUAAUAACUGAAAAACAUUAAAUGCUGGAAACACUCAGCAGGGCAGACUGUAUCUGUGGAAAGAGAAGCAUAGAACAUCAGGCAAGAGGUACAGAAGUUUGAAAAUGUGUACCACCAGAUUUGUGGACAGUUUCUGCCGAGCUGUAAUCAAGUAAUUGAAUGGUCCUCUCAUCAGCUAGCAAAUGGUCCUGGCCUCCCACCCACCUCAUUAGAGAUGUUUAUUCAAGCGUUAUUGGCCUUAAUGUUUUAUCUUACACUGUACUGUAUACUUUAUCCUUUAGUUGAGCACUGUGGACAGCUAGAUUGUCUUUUCUUUGACUGGAUAGCACAAAAAUAAAAGCAUCUCAGUACAUGUGACAGUAAUGUUAAAAAUAGUGGAGUCAGGGGAUAUGGGGAGAAGGCAGGAACGGGGUACUGAUUGGGGAUGAUCAGCCAUGAUCACAUUGAAUAGCGGUGCUGGCUCGAAGGGCCGAAUGGCCUCCUCCUGCACCUAUUGUCUAUUGUCUAAUAAACUAAACUAAGAACAUAGAACAGUACAGCAUAGGAACAGGCCCUUCUGCUCACAGUGUCUGUGCCAAACAUGAUGCCAAGACCAACUCUUAUAGGCCUGUACAUAAUCUAUAUGCCUCCAUUUCCUGUAUAUCCAGAGUUAACAUUUCAGGUGAAAGGGUCUUUUUAUUUUAGAUUCCAGAGUCUGCAAUAUUUCCACUUGAUACACAAGUUCAAUUAUUCUGGAAACCUUUACCUUGUUUAUGCUAUUCUUGGAAUGACUCAUGAAGUGAUAACAGGGAAGAUAAAACUUCAGGUUAAAUAUUUCUUAAGGCAGACAUUGUGAACUCAGGUGAAGUUUAUGAUCUCUCACAGAACAGCAGAAUACCAUGCAUUGCAGUGCUAAGUCAUGUUCACUUCUGAAUGUCAGUUUUAAUUCAUAAAUGUUCAGGUUGCUUAAUGGAAGAAGUAUUGGUGGAAAUAGAUAAAGAGGACUGGUGACACGAGAUUUCCCAUUCAAUGAAUAAAAUAGAGAAAGUACUGCUGUGGGUAUUUGUGACUUUGCUGGUGGUGAAUCCAUGUCAAGGAGUUGAUUUAAAAUGGACAGAAGGAUCUCGUGUGCCUCCUGAUAAUGAAUGCGAUUUCAUGGGCGCGAAAGGUGAUCAAGAUUGCCCGUGGUAUGAAAGCUGUGACUUUGAGACAGAUUUCUGCAACUGGACCAACUAUCAAAAGUCACAGACUCGAUGGGCUAGGACGAAUGUUUUGAAUGGCAUCGAGCCAGUGAAUGACCACAUGGGAAAUGGGGCUGCUUAUUACUUAUCCGUAUUAACCGAAGAUGAUUCAAAGGAAUUUGCAAUUCUACAAAGUGUUGUUUUCCUUCCUACAAAAGACAUUUGCCAGAUGAGGUUUUAUUAUCAGUUUGGACACGUGAGUGGAACACUUAAAGUCACGCUAUAUCAGCCAUAUGAUGGGCGUGUGCUGGAAAUUUGGAAGCAAACGUUUGAACAGGGAAGUCAAUGGAAUAGAGAGGUUAUCAGAAUCAACAGCAAAGACAAAUUUCAGGUAUGUGGUUCCACAGGUAUUUUGUAUAAUUUAUCCGAUACACUUCACUUCGGCAAAAUGCUAAAUGGGUCAAAUUGGUUGGGAGUCAGAUGUCUUAAUGGGUCAAGGGUUGUUAUUCAAGGACGUAUUUUUGCUUAUACUCAUCCCAGAGAAGGGAUUGCCAUUGAUGACAUUUCCUUCAGCUAUGGGUGCCUCAUUGCACCAGGUAUGAUUGUGACUGUAUAA